Molecule: messenger RNA, 3632 nt
Organism: Calypte anna (Anna's hummingbird)
Lineage: Eukaryota; Metazoa; Chordata; Aves; Apodiformes; Trochilidae
Gene: XYLT2
Product: xylosyltransferase 2
Exons: 11
Coding region: 26-2602 (858 amino acids)
Biological process (GO): heparan sulfate proteoglycan biosynthetic process; chondroitin sulfate proteoglycan biosynthetic process
Cellular component (GO): membrane
Molecular function (GO): protein xylosyltransferase activity
Source: RefSeq, a predicted model, not a curated record
CCCGCUGCCGGCGGUGCCGGUGACGAUGGUGGCCAGCGGGCGGGCGCGGAAGCUGGCCCGGCGGUACCGGCUGGCGGUGGCCACGGCCCUCGCCAUCCUCCUGCUCCAGGGGCUCGUCCUCUGGACCUCCGCCGGCCUCGACGAGGAGGGACCGGCAGAGGAGCGGCAGAAGAAAGCCAGGUUGCCCGAGAGCAGUGAUGGCUCCAAGGACUCAGACAGCUCUGCCGGGCGCCGGGGCAGUGCCAGCAGGAAGCACGGGCGAUGGCGGGGACGGCCGGACAGCCCCGGGGCACCGGUGUCCAAGGUGGUGAGAGCUGUCACGGCGAGACACAAACUGGGACGGAGGCUGCCGGCCGCACCGGACUCCUCCAGCCGCAGGAACCUGACGGAGCUGCAUGGGGAGGCCCAGUUGGCCAUCUUCCAGCAGGGUGACACGGGCAGUGUGGAGGGGGCUCCGCAGCCCACCGAGAACAGCUUCACCCCCAAGUGUGAAAUCACAGGCAAAGAUGCCCUCUCGGCGCUGGCCCGGGCCAGCAGCAAGCAGUGCCAACAGGAGAUUGCCAACGUGGUGUGUCUGCACAGGGCUGGCAGCCUCAUGCCCCAGGCUGUGCCUCGCCACUGCCAGCUCUCAGGCAAGGUCAGCCCUGUCAUCCAGUGGGACGAGAGCCGGCUGCAGCAGGGCCCCCCCAGCCAGCCCGUGCGAAUCGCAUACAUGCUGGUUGUGCACGGCCGGGCCAUUCGCCAGCUGAAGCGACUCAUCAAGGCUGUGUACCACCAGCAGCACUUCUUCUACAUCCAUGUUGACAAGCGCUCCAACUACCUCCAUCGGGAGGCGGUGGAGCUGGCCCGGCACUAUCCCAACAUCCGAGUGACACCCUGGCGCAUGGUGACCAUCUGGGGAGGUGCCAGCCUGCUGAAGAUGUACCUGCGGAGCAUGAAGGACCUGCUGGAAUUGACUGAGUGGCCCUGGGACUUCUUCAUCAACCUGAGUGCCACUGACUACCCCACGCGGACCAAUGAGGAGCUGGUGAUGUUCCUGUCCAAAUACCGAGACAAGAACUUCCUGAAGUCUCACGGCCGAGACAAUGCCAGGUUCAUCAAGAAGCAGGGCCUGGACCGCCUGUUCCACGAGUGUGACUCCCACAUGUGGCGGCUGGGCGAGCGCCACAUCCCCGAGGGCAUCGUGGUGGAUGGGGGCUCUGACUGGUUCUCACUGACACGCAGCUUCGUGGAGUAUGUGGUCUACUCUGAGGACCAACUGGUGUCCCAGCUGCGCCAGUUCUACACCUACACACUCCUGCCAGCUGAGUCCUUCUUCCACACGGUCCUGGAGAACAGCCACGCCUGUGAGACAUUGGUUGAUAACAACCUCCGGGUGACCAACUGGAACCGCAAGCUGGGCUGCAAGUGCCAAUACAAACACAUCGUCGACUGGUGUGGGUGCUCCCCAAAUGACUUCAAACCCCAGGACUUCCUCCGGCUACAGCAACUCUCCAGACCAACCUUCUUCGCUCGCAAGUUUGAGUCGACGGUGAAUCAGGAGGUGCUGGAGAUCCUGGACACACAUCUCUACGGCAGCUACCCCCCCAGCACCCCAGCCCUGAAGGCUUACUGGGAGAAUGUCUAUGACCGUGUAGAUGGGCUCAGUGGCCUCAGCGAUGUCACCCUCACCUUCUACACAGCCUUCUCCAGGCUUGGGCUCCGCAAGGCCAUGGCCACGCCAGCAGCCAAGGCUGACAAGCUCUGCAGGUUUGAGCCCCAGGGCUUCCCAUCCAGUGUGCACUUAUAUUUCUAUGAUGACCGUUUCCAGGGUUACCUGGUGAUGCAGGAAGUGCUGAAUUUGGCAACUGGGCAGGCAGAGUCCCUGGAAGCGUGGGUGAUGCCCCAAGGAGCUCUAAAGCUGGUGGGUCACAGAGGGCAGGCAAACCGCUUGCAGAACCUUGAGGUGGGCACAGAGUGGGACCCCAAGGAAAGGCUCUUCCGCAAUUUUGGAGGCUUGAUUGGACCUUUUGAUGAGCCAGUGGCCAUGCAGAAGUGGUCACGGGGCCCCAACCUGACAGCCACGGUGGUGUGGAUCGACCCCACCUACGUUAUUGCCACCUCCUAUGACAUCACCGUGGAUGCUGAGGCCGAGUUCACCCAGUACAAACCCCCCCUCAAUCGGCCCCUGCGCCCCGGGGUCUGGACCAUCCGCCUCCUCCAGUUCUGGGAGCCCCUGGGGGAGAACCAGUUCCUGGUGGUGCCCCAGACUUUCAACCGCAAGCAGCCUCUCAGGAAAGAUGACAGCAACUGGCUGCACGGUGGCCCCCCCCGCAAUGAGUACAUGGAGCAGAGCUUCCAGGGCCUUGGGGGGAUCCUCAACCUGCCCCGCUCUGAGGAGGCAGAGGAGGAGGCAGCGAGGAAGGCACAGCUGACGGGACGGGCGCUGGAGGACUGGUCAGACGCUGCCAUCAGCACCUUCUGGUCUGCAGCAGAGAUCUGCACUGGUGGCUCCUCUGCCUGUGCCUCCCUGGAGACCUGCAGCAAAACCUCCUGGAGCUCCCUCUCCCCAGACCCCAAAUCAGAACUGGGGCCUGUCAAACCUGACGGGCGGCUGAGGUAGCAGGAGCAGCGGGGGGGUGGCCUUGGAGCCAGGAGCAUCUUCCCCCACUGGUGUGGUGGGGGCUCCAGACCACAUCACCCCGUGUGAUUCGCACCAUAGUCACUCAAGGAAGAGAGAAUGGGAACCUCUGGGUGGGGAACACCUCCCGUGGGGUAUUUUGGGCGGAGGAGGAGGAGGCAUGAGGUUGGUUUUGCCCAGCUCCCCCAGGAACGGGUGCUUGCUGGCCAAGGAGAGCAUGCCAGGGCAUCCAGAAAGAGCUGCAUGUUUGUUAGUGCAGGCAUUGGAGCCUUGGGAAGUGUGAUGGAGGGAGGGAAGGCUGGCCAUGGGCUGGCUUUGGACAACCCAGCACCCUUUCCAACCCUGGGCUGUACCUCUGCAAGUUCAGGCCCCUGUGUGGCCCAGCUGCCCACCAGAAGUGAUGGUGAGGAACUGUAGGGACAGGCAGAAGCAGGAUGGGUUGAAGCCUGUCAUAUGCAUAGAGCUGCUGCUGGCCCAGGGCUUGCAUCUCAUCCCCUCCACCCCACCCCUUUAGUUUGUAUUUUUAUAAAUAUAUAUAUAGAAAUAUAUAUGAUGCAAAGUGCAAUAGAGAUGAGACCCCUUGUUGGGGUCCUUGUGUCUCCAUCUCCCCUCAGUUCUCUUGGGUGUCCUGGUGCUACAGGACAGGGUGCUGGGUUGUUUACAUUUUUUCUUUUUUAUCAGUAGUAUUUUUAUUGUUUUGCUGUUUCUCCAUUUCCUGCAUCCCUCCUGCCCCGUGGGCAGGGUUUGGUGUGGGGUGCUGCCUGUGCCCUCCUGUGCCAAAUGUUUGGAGCUGUUGGUCUGUGCUGUGACAGCGAGCUGGGCAGUGCCUUCAAGUCCAGCCAACCCCUGCAGACCCUGCUGCCUCUGCUCCAGGAAAGGAGUUCCCUGCCAAAAUGCCAUCCACAGGGCCCAGGGAGCUGCCCUGAGCCACAGCCCCUGUGCUCAGCCUUUUCUUUUCUCCUGCACUGGCAGAAGCUCUUGGGAUCUGCUGUGCUUCCCUGGCCAAAAAAUC